Messenger RNA from Ilex paraguariensis (yerba mate), 635 nucleotides. Lineage: Eukaryota; Viridiplantae; Streptophyta; Magnoliopsida; Aquifoliales; Aquifoliaceae. The record is from the annotation of a GenBank genome assembly.
UAGAAAUUUGUUGAAUUUCUUCUGAUUUUCUUGCUCAUUGGUGCUCUCUUGAACAUGCUCUUGCUUUUCACGCGGAUACGGUGGAGUAUGCGAUGUUGUUUGGUCAAUUUGCUAGGAAUGAGAACUCUUUGAUUGGUUGACCACCAGUUGCGAAACAUGUUACUGAAGAUCUUCUAUUUGUGGUUUUGAUAAAAGAGGAUGUUGAGAGUAAUAAUGCUCCUUUUGUGGUUCACAAGGGUUAGUUGAGUUUUGGGGAAAUGGCGAAGAAGCUGCCUGGCUCGCAUCAUUACUAUGGGGUUUGCAUUGUGUCGUUGGCUGGGGAUUGGGAAAACUUAGGGUCUCAUUCUGCUGAGACGUCCCUCUCGGAAGCAAGCAAACCUAGACCCUUCAAACCAUUAGGGAGUCCAUGCAUUUUUCAAAGCAUUACCAGGUUUGAUGCUGACCAUGAGUGGAGGACAACCAAAGAGUUGAACAUGUCCAGUGAAGUAGUUCUUUAUUGUUCCGUAGAUGGAACCUUGGAGGCUGCAGGGAUAUCUAUUAAGGUCCAAAAUGUGUUGGUGGAUUUUAUGGCUGUGAUCAGCAGAGAGAUUGAAUUACAGGUAUCUUGUUUGCGGAGAGAUGGCACCACCGUCUAA